AAGAAAAUAACAACCAAAGAGAGAGUGCCUUUCUUUAAAGAUGGGAUUGAGAAUUGUGAAUAAAAAAAGUUACCCAAAAGUGGGUGUGAGGCAGAGAGAGAGCGGUGAAGAAGAGACGAGUGAGAGCGACAAGUUUGACAUCAACAUCGAUUGAUCGGCAAAAAAUUUCCCAAUUCCCUUCCAAACCCAAUACGGUAGAGAUGAAAGGGUGCUUUCAAUUUCAAUUUUGAGGCCGUGAUUUUUAGUCUGCCAUAGCUGGCCAAGAGCUGGCCUCCCCCUCUUUAUAGACCCAGUUGCCUUGUCUUUGUGACUCUCCUUCUCUCUUCCACGCCCUCAUACAAUUUCCCCUUUCUGUGUGGCCCCUUCUAAUUCUCCCUGGAUUUGUGGGUCAACUCCAUUGUUAUCUCUUUUUCUCUGGGUGUUGCUGAUUCUCAGCUCCCAAGGAGGAAAUGAGUGUUUCCAGGUUUAUUAAGUGUGUUACCGUUGGCGAUGGUGCUGUUGGGAAGACUUGUAUGCUUAUCUCCUACACCAGCAACACUUUCCCCACCGAUUACGUGCCGACCGUUUUCGACAAUUUUAGUGCAAAUGUAGUUGUGGAUGGCAGUACUGUCAACCUGGGCUUGUGGGAUACUGCUGGCCAGGAAGAUUACAAUAGGUUGAGACCGUUGAGCUACCGUGGAGCCGAUGUAUUUCUCUUAGCGUUCUCGCUCAUAAGCAAGGCUAGCUAUGAAAAUGUGGCUAAGAAAUGGAUUCCUGAACUGAGGCACUAUGCUCCUGGUGUACCAGUUAUUCUUGUUGGGACUAAGCUUGAUCUUCGAGAAGAUAAACAGUACCUGAUCGAACACCCGGGGGUAGUCCCCAUUACCACGUCCCAGGGGGAGGAACUCAGAAAACUAAUCGGUGCCCCAGUUUACAUCGAAUGCAGUUCGAAAACACAGCAAAAUGUGAAAGCCGUGUUCGAUGCAGCGAUCAAAGUGGUUCUCCAGCCUCCAAAGCGGAAGAAGCGAAAGAAGCGAAAGGCACAGAAGUCGUGUUCUAUAUUAUGAUGCAAAAUUAGUCGUUCGUAUCACAACCGGUUAGAACUCGAAGACGUAUUAGUAAGCUACUACUCAUCAUUUAGCCCCUAACUAUCACUAUAUAUAUGAGUUAUAUUUUCAAAUCGUCCUUGACGCAACCCCGCGAUCGAGCGAGCAGCAAAUCUCAUCGUCUGUGCUAUGAUUUGUAAAAAGUGUUAUGAAUUCAUCUGUUUGUAAUAUGCGUGCUGAUAGUAUAUGUUCGAGUUUAGAUAUCGUCUAUGAAACUGAUUCUCGAGUUAGUAUCGUGUAGCUCGACACUGUAUGUCGUCCUGCUUCGAUAUAUUGUAAUGUUCUUGGACGCUUUUCGUCUACCAGCUGUGCUGGUUAGAAAGCUUUCCAUUGAUUGACAUUUAGAAACUUUGGUUUUUCUGGCUUUGGAUUAAUGUUGACUGAACAAUAUAUUAUAGGCUUGUAAUAUGAACUGAUUUUCGAGCA
Messenger RNA from Cucurbita moschata (crookneck pumpkin), 1511 nucleotides. Its product is annotated as rac-like GTP-binding protein RAC1. Gene Ontology annotation, biological process: regulation of actin cytoskeleton organization; small GTPase-mediated signal transduction; establishment or maintenance of cell polarity. Gene Ontology annotation, cellular component: plasma membrane; cytoskeleton; cell cortex. The transcript has 7 exons. The record is from RefSeq and is a predicted model, not a curated record. Gene Ontology annotation, molecular function: GTP binding; protein kinase binding; GTPase activity. Bases 450 to 1046 code for a protein of 198 amino acids. NCBI's taxonomy places the organism in Eukaryota, Viridiplantae, Streptophyta, Magnoliopsida, Cucurbitales, Cucurbitaceae.